Monomorium pharaonis (pharaoh ant) is the source of this 918-nucleotide messenger RNA. RefSeq lists its product as uncharacterized. Lineage: Eukaryota; Metazoa; Arthropoda; Insecta; Hymenoptera; Formicidae. The record is from RefSeq and is a predicted model, not a curated record. The coding region runs from base 1 to 918 and encodes 305 amino acids. The transcript is spliced from 2 exons.
AUGGCCGCGCAAGCGUUGCUGGACACGUGCUCAACAGCACACUUCAUCACGGAAAGGCUCGCAAGCCUUUUACGAUUGCCUAUGCGGGCGUGUGCAAUUCCGGUGGGCGCAAUUGACAAAAUGAGUAUGAUGUCUCGACUUCAAGUCGAAAUCGCGAAUUCGAUACCGGAUCGAAUGUUUCCGCGCGAGUUAGUUCAGCUUCCGGCGAACAUUCAGCUGGCCGAUCCGCAAUUUCAUAUGCGGCGUCCGGUCGACAUUUUAAUUGGCGCCGGAGCCACACUCUCGAUGCUAUGCGUCGGACAAAUUAAUCCAUUGCAAAACAACAGCGAUUUAAUCUUGCAAAAAACGCGGCUAGGAUGGGUAAUUGCGAGGGGUAUUCGCGAUAAUAAUAAGAGUCAACGGACUUGUUGCACACUAGCAGAGUUAUCCGCGCAGUUAGAAAAAUUUUGGACAAUAGAAAACGUAGGAGAUAAGUCUGAUAAACUUUCAGACGAUGAAAGGUGCGAAGCGCAUUACGUGAAGAAUACAACUCGUGACGCGAACGGGCGUUAUAUCGUGAGACUGCCUUUCCGAACGAACAACACGGAUCUAGGAUAUUCGCAAGCUCUUCGACGUUUCUAUUCACUUCAGAAACGGCUCAGGGCAGAUUCUCGCGUCAACGCGGAGUACAGUAGAGUCAUGAACGAAUAUAUAACACUCGGUCACAUGUCUUUAAUCAAGAGUGAACCGGAGGACGGAUAUUUCUUACCGCAUCAUGCGGUUAUUAAAGCAUCAAGCAAUACCACAAAGAUUCGCACCGUAUUCGACGCCUCCGCGAAAACCAAUCGCGGCAUUUCACUUAACGACGUGUUGCUAGUCGGGCCAAUGAUAAACUUCUCGAUCAUUUAUUGCGAUUUCGCGUGCAUAAGUACGUCGUAA